Molecule: messenger RNA, 3335 nt
Organism: Hippocampus comes (tiger tail seahorse)
Lineage: Eukaryota; Metazoa; Chordata; Actinopteri; Syngnathiformes; Syngnathidae
Gene: gpr146
Product: G protein-coupled receptor 146
Exons: 4
Coding region: 434-1435 (333 amino acids)
Biological process (GO): G protein-coupled receptor signaling pathway
Cellular component (GO): membrane
Molecular function (GO): G protein-coupled receptor activity
Source: RefSeq, a predicted model, not a curated record
AACGUGCGAAACGAGGAGCCUCGGGACUCGUCGGAGUGUCUGCCGGAUCCGCCGCCAUCUUCUGGUGCUCGCGCCGAGCGGAACGGCAGUCCCGCCUCCACCCAACAGGGGGCCCUCUGGCGCAACGGCAACAACUCAACGCGUGGCCCCCGGCGAGAUGAAACGUGACAACUAUUGAAUGACGCGCGUUGAGAUUCCGCGUAGACUGAGUCAUCUGGCUAGCGAUUCACAGGAAUUUCUCUGGGAUUUACUGCUACGCAAUGGUUGAACCAGUGGCAUCCAGACAUUGUGCAAACUAAAAUCCCCCAAUCUGGAGACGGCGGUCCUUCUCCAGGGGUCCGGCAUGGAGCGGCCAAAGAAACGUUCCCGCUUCCUGCUGUCUGCAGCCGGCGAGCUUUGUGAACUCUGAGUCCACCUGCUCCGGGGUCCAGCGAUGUGGAUCUGCAUGGUUUACAACGAGACGGAAACCAGCGUGGACUUCCGCCUGUGCCAGGACUUUGGCCUCAUCCUGUCCGUGCUGUCCCUGGUCUAUUUGCUGGUGUGCUUCCCCUUGGGCCUGUGCUACAACAUGCUGCUGGUGGCCGUCAACCUCUCCAACAAGGUAUCCAUGACCAUGCCCGACGUCUACUUUGUCAACAUGGCCAUCGCGGGCCUGGUGCUUAACGCGGUGGUGCCCGUGGAGCUGCUGAGCUCCACCUUCACCCGCUGGCACGCGUGGGAGUACACCAACGAGGUGUACAUCACGCUGCUCAUCCUCUUCAACAUCUCCUCGCUGGUCAUCAUGUACUCCACCACGCUGCUCAGUCUGGACUACUAUAUCGAGCGCGCCCUUCCCCGUACCUACAUGUCCAGCGUGUACAACACCAAGCACGUUUGCGGCUUCAUCUGGGGCGGCGCCGUGCUCACCAGCUUCUCCUCGCUGCUCUUCUACGUGUGCAACCACAUCUCCACCAAGAUGGUGGAGUGCUCCAAGAUGCAGAACAAGGAAGCGGCCGACGCCAUCAUGAUGUUCAUCGGCUACGUGGUGCCCGCCGUGGCGGUGCUGUACGCCUUCGCCCUCAUCCUGCGCAUCCGGAAGGAGUCCACGCCGCUGGACCAGGACUCGGCCCGCUUGGACCCUUCCAUCCACCGGCUGCUGCUGGCCUCCGUGUGCGUGCAGUUUGCGCUGUGGACUCCGUACUACGUGACGCUCCUGGUGCACACGGUGGCCGGCGCGCCGGGCUACGCGGGCGGCUCGCGCUACCUGCCCACGUACUAUUUCCUCCGUUGCGUGUCCAAGCUGCUGGCGUUCUCCAGCAGCUUCGCCAUGCCGCUCAUGUACCGCCAGAUGAACAAAAACUUCUCCAACAAGCUGCGGCGACUGCUGGCCAGGCUGCACUGCCGUGACCAGUCGUGUCCGCACGAACGCUCCACAGUGCAGCAAGUGGUCACGUGAAGCUCCCCCGCCACAUUUUCCCCUCUGCGGCACUUAUCUCACGUCCCCCUUUCCAGAGCCAGUAUCUCCGCCGCCGCCACGCCCUCGCCGCUUUGGACUGCGUUAAAGCGCGACAUAGCAAACUGUGGAAUUUCCUGUCCCCUUCCGGAGCGCGAGCCGACGGAUCCAAGAAACCACUAAGUGCUGCCAUUUUGUGUGUGUGUGUGUGUGUGUGUGUUUGCGUGUGACCAAGGGAAGCUCUCCACUAAGUCACUUUGGCCCGCAUCAUCAGCUCUUAGCUCCUCACCAUUGCAGUGGCCUGACAUCCUGGCAAUGUGAUCAACAUCUGAAUGUCACUGCACAUUCGAUAAGCUCUUCGAUAUCUCGCCGCUUGGAUUGCAACAUAUGGGACGACGAAAUGGAGUCAUUGUGCAAGAGAAACGUCAGCUAGCUAUGUUCUCAACGCACUAUGUAUCACAAGAGACAAGCUGCUUGGAAUUUCGCUGAACUCAAACAUGAAGGUCUCUUCUUGUGUUUUUUCCUCAGCUGCCGGAAUUCCAUCGUUAUUGUGCCAGGAAAUGGCGUUGGCAUCGUAGAAAAAGAUUUACAGGCCGUUCUGCUCCCUUCAAAUGCGUGAGCAUCCUUCUCAAAUGUAGUUUUUAAGUGUCUGUAUUUGGCAACCUGGGGUGGUCAAAUUUGUAGAAAAUGAAUGUAUAAUAUCUGUAUGGCAACUUUUGCCGCGCCAAAACUUUUUCUACAAUGCCAAAAAUUGUUUAAAUGCCCCCACCCACCACAAAAAAAAUUAAAUAUUUUGGAACAACGCAUUGUUAUCCAGAAGUAGCUUCGCGAUCAGGAUGUUAUUUCAGAUUACGUUUUGAGAAAUGCCUUCACGUCUAAAUAACCAGACCCCUUUGUUGUCAUUCGGGGUUCACACAUAACCGCUUUACCUCAUCACGCAGCAACUCAUCACAUUUCCAGCAAGAAUUUGGCUCCAGUGCAAAUUGCUCAGCAUUUGUUCAACUAGCAUUUGCUACCCAGGCGGCUAAUUAAGAAAAUCAUAGAGUUGCUGACUUCUUAUUUUGAGUUGAGCACUUUUAUUGUUUGAUAAUCCAUGUAGAGAAAUGUGGCAAACUCUCCAAAGUCAAACACAACUUGACUUUCAAUUUUAAAAAAACAACUUUGGGAGAUUCCGCUGUUACAUCAAGACGGGAAACUUGUUUUGAAUUUGAUUUGGUUUUAUUCACUCUACCGGAUGGCAUCCAUUUAUAGAAACUCUAAUGUGCUUUUAUGAGAUCCUACGGGCCCCUAUCAAACACGCAUUAUGUCCCAUCAGUUAAUCAUUAGCUGCUCAAAGUCCAGUGUGGCUGUUAAACCCGAGCUUCUCCCCAAAAUUUCUACCAGUUCAUGAGAUAUGAUUAUGUAACGUUACUUCAAUCAACGACAUUUUGAACUUUUACAAAUUGCUGCAUGUUGGGAUGAAUUGAUUCGAGUAGAUUUUUUUUUUUUUUUUUUUUUUUUUUUUUAUCCCCAGCAUGUUUCUGCACCGCCACCUGCUGGACAAACACCAUGAUUUGGUAAUUCUGGCUGCAUUUGUGAUCAAGACUUAGCAUUGAUUUCAACUUGAACAGCCUCCAAGUUCUCAGUUAUAUCAUGCAAUGUUCAUACUUCAACGGCAAAACCUCAUAAGGUCCAAUUGAGUCCACUUAUGCCCCCCCCCACCCCCCGCUGCGUAUGAGUGAAUAUGAUGCAAAAUGAAUGUGUUGUAUAUAUUGUGAGUGAGAGAGAUACUGUACUCUAGGGUGCUCUUCCAACAUGUAAGGUGUUUUUAUUGUACUCCCCCACCCCCCAGAGAUUUAUCUAGAUUCUCUAAGUAAUCUACUGUCAUCUGAGUCAAAGACUGAAUAAACCUUAAACUAACCAU